CGUGAGAAAUCUCGAGAUUUUCGAGCAGAGACUUUUAUAAACUUCACCUUUUCUAUCUUUAUUUCGCUGUAAAGGAAAUACUUGAGUUGCUUUCGUUAGUUGUUAAACGUGCCCAUUUGUACCUUGUAUAUUCUACUAAAAUUUGGGAUCGAGUAACUGUAACUUCGCCAGGAUAUUCAAUAUUUCCUUCAAGUUGUAAAAAGUUAAUGAGAAUCUUGCAGGUCACGUGAUUUCGACUUUACUUUUGGGAGCGAAAAUGGCGACAGCAAUGUAUCUCGAGCACUACCUGGAUAGCUUGGAAAGCUUACCCAUGGAACUACAGCGUAACUUUAACUUGAUGCGGGACCUAGACACACGAUCCCAAGAUGUGAUAACAGAAGUGGACUCAAUGGUGGAUUGUUACAUGACGACUGUGAAACGUCUUUCACCAGAUAAGCGCACGGAACAGAUCACAGAUAUACAAAAGCUAUUCCAAAAGAGUAGAGAAUUUGGAGAUGAUAAAGUGCAGUUAGCCAUGCAAACAUAUGAGAUGGUUGAUAAGCAUAUACGAAGGUUGGAUUCGGAUUUAGCUAGAUUUGAAGCCGAACUGAAAGAAAAAGCGGUUAGUGCCAAAAGUGGUGUCGUGCCUGGUGGAGGAACAUCUGAACCGGAGAAAGGGAAAAAGGGCGACAAGAAAAAGAAGAAAAAUCAGAAAGACGAUUAUGAUGAUGAAAUACCAAAGAAGAAAAAACGAAAAUCUCAGUUGCCACUCCAGCCUGAUAUUGAGACUACACCGACUGUCCCUGCUAUCCCCAUAUCGAUCACACACCCGUCAGAUGUCCUGGAUAUGCCGGUCGACCCCAAUGAGCCAACGUACUGUCUGUGUCAUCAAGUCUCCUAUGGAGAAAUGAUAGGCUGUGAUAAUCAAGAUUGUCCAAUAGAGUGGUUUCACUUUGCAUGUGUUGGCCUGACUACCAAACCCAAAGGGAAGUGGUAUUGUCCAAAAUGUACAGUCGAACGCAAGAAGAAAUAAACAUAGCCUGCUUCAUUGGAACCAAACAAAUGUGAUUUCAUGGCGCUUGUUGAACUGUGAUGUGACCUACUGGUUGAGGUGUCUAGACUCUAAAUCCAAGUGUCGUCUGUUCGAACCCUGGUCUGAUCGUUGUUUUACCUUCACAGGUCGAGCUUAGUUGAGCACUGAAAUAACAGCAGCCACUUGGGACCCUAGAGUGCCUCUGUGGAGACCUUAUAGGAGACAGUUGUUGUUGAUCGCUCUGAUGCAUACCCUGAUUAGUGGAAAGUACUACUGGUAUUAAAAAAGCAACUAUUAAUUGGUAUUAAUGAAGAGAAGUGCUCACAUUUUGAAGGGAAAUGAGCAGCUUAUCUCGUGUAGUACCGUAUACUGGGAAAUGUUUACCGCUUCAAAUAUUGGCAUAUUUGAUCAAUCUGCAAUUUACCCCAUUGAAUGAUUGACGAACAUGCUCGUGGAUUGUGACAUCAUGAUGAACCUUAUGUAAACUCAACAUGAAUCGUAUGUAAACCCAGCCAUCAAUGUACAGUAUUAUGGCUUUCACAUUUCCCUGCAUGAUAUUCUGUGACUUCUACAUGUAUUCUCAUGUAUAUCUUCUAUAUUUCAUGGCAUGUUCCUACCUUAACCCAGGUGAUUCUUCAUAGUGAUAGUGUUUAUGAAAAUGUUGUGUUCAAGUUCAGCUUUAUUUGUGUUCAUUGUAGAAAGUUUGUGAUUGAUGUUGAGGCCUACACUCGGCCAUGAAUCGUGAGUUUCUAAUUCCCCUUGGUAAAUCAUGUUUUGUUAUAGUUGGUACAAUUUCUUCAGAUCUAGUUUUAUGAGGAACCAGGCACAGUGGCUCUUUCCUGUUUCUGAUUAAUAAGUUUGUGUUAUCUACUUUCUCACAUAGUAGCCAUUGUAAAUAUUGUGUAAAUUGUAUCCUAAUCAUAUUUUAAAGCCAAUGAUUAUGUUUUAUUUAAUCUGGUGUGUGGCCUUUAUACUACUCUCCACAUAUCCGAGAUAUGACCGAGAGUAACUACAUGUAAGUAAUAUUUAACGUGUUCAUGGUAUUGGUAAAUCAGAAACUUUGUGCUGUCAUUUUAAAAGAGCUUUAUACGUAACAUCGUCUAAAUUGGUACUCUUUGAUCCAAGAAAGCACAAAAAACCACGCUUUGUUCAGCUGAACUAUAUUGCAAUUAUCCAAGAGAUUUUUAGGGUCCAUUUAUCCUAGUUGAUGGUCAGUUUCUUGAUCUUUUCUAAUUACUGGGCGAAGGGGUUUUGGGGUCCCUGCUGUCAUGUAAGACACUAAAAUUGAAACUUAUUGGUUGAUGUUUGUCUUGCUUGAUUUAAAAAAUGCGACUCCAGAAGUUCUAAAAUGGCAUUUUAAAGUCGGUGAAUUCGUUUUCACACCGAUAUUUGUCGGACUUGAAACAUGUGGAAGAUUCGUCUCCAUCUGUUAUGCUGGCCGUUCCGUCAGAAGAUUAGUUGUCGUCUUGGGAGGGGGAGGGAGGAGGUUGGUUUGGUUUCAAGCCAGCUCUAUUCUUGUAUAUUUGUAUAUUUGUGUACAAGUGAAUGGGAUGAGUAUACAUGUAAGACCUCAAUCAUAUCUGUUCAAGAGUUAUUUUUGUAUGAAUAAAUAGUGUAUAUAUGUAUAACUGAAA
Lineus longissimus is the source of this 2646-nucleotide messenger RNA. RefSeq names its product inhibitor of growth protein 5-like. The record is from RefSeq and is a predicted model, not a curated record. Gene Ontology annotation, biological process: regulation of DNA-templated transcription. Lineage: Eukaryota; Metazoa; Nemertea; Pilidiophora; Heteronemertea; Lineidae. Gene Ontology annotation, cellular component: nucleus. Bases 257 to 1012 code for a protein of 251 amino acids. The transcript has 7 exons.